Pocillopora meandrina is the source of this 7914-nucleotide messenger RNA. The record is from the annotation of a GenBank genome assembly. Lineage: Eukaryota; Metazoa; Cnidaria; Anthozoa; Scleractinia; Pocilloporidae.
CAUCACCUUGUUUCUCUUUUCUCGUCAUUUCGAACAAAAAGCGCAAAAAUAACAUGCUUUAGGGCACAUUGUUACAUCCUGGCCGUAGGUUUUAUUGCAGUUUCCAUUUUAUAUGACGUAAGCAAUAUAUUGAGAGAAACAAGGCCUGAAAUAGCGGCGAUAAGUAUUUUAUGUUUUGGUGACUCUCUCACUGCGGGCAGUAUGGACACGAGUUAUACACAUCACCCUUAUUCUACAAAACUACAAGAGUACUUAAACGUUCGCGACCGGAGAAUGCUGGAUGAAAUCGUAAAACCAGUCUUCAAAGUUUUCCCCGCAGGAUUACCGAGCGAAAGAGCUAAACCGCGUUUGAAACAACUUCUUCAAGAUUUAAAAAUAACUUACUACCGGGUGAUUAUUCUUGGAGGAACAAACGACUUAAAGAAAUACGAAGAGAAUUCUUCAUUCGACUUUUACGAUGUACUGUCUAUUUUUAACGCACUGGUGAAACUUCAUAACGUAUCUCAUACAUUUGGAGCGAGGUCAGUAGCUGUCUCUAUUCCAGAAGUAGAAUGCGAGAUAUCAGAAACUUGUGCUAAUUUUAAAGCUCGUAACAAAAUCAACGAGCCUCUCCAAAGUUUUGUCGCCCGUAACAAGAGGUAUAUGGUUCUAACCGACUUCGCAAACGAGAUCAUGUAUCGUUCCCGCGAUCAGAAUCUUUGGAGUGGCCCAGUACAUUUCUUACCUGCGGUGUUCAGUUCUCCUCAGAGAUUGCAAAGGCAGAGACUAUCGUCGUCGAUUCCGCGGUCAAACGGAAAACGAGUGAGUUUAUAGUCAUCAGGUUCAAGUUAAUCUCAAAUAGGGCUUUUAAUAGAGAAACCUUCUUUGUUUUAAGUGCAGCAUUGCCAUAUGACCCAUAUCGCUCGAUGGCAAAUAGCUGACACCAGCAUUGUAAAUGAAUAUUUCGUAUGCAUCGACUUUCACAUAGCACUUGGUAACGUUACCAUCCAAUUCAAUAAAAUCUGUGUUCUCUAUUUAGCUCAUUUCAUUGCUGUUAUCACAAUGACGUUGCCACUGUUGCUACUUUUAAUUUCUUGAGGGCAGGGUGGAAUUGGGAGGUUAGAGAAACUUGCUGUGAGGUUUACUUUUACCGAAUAAAAAAUUUGGAGUGUCUGUUCAUUUACACAAGCUAAAUAAAGAUUUAAUCCUCCUGAAUUUAGCUCUGUGAUAUGAUUUUAAAAAAUUUUAUUAAGCUCUGAAUUAUCAUCCAAUCAAAGACCAGUUCGCACAUCAGGUACAGGUUCUUAACCCUUUAAUUCCCUUGGGUGACCAAGACGGAAUUUCUCCUUACUAUAUCUAUACAAUAUCAUGCAGACAAGUGUUGAGAAUAAAGAAAAAUAUCAAUUAUGGAAUAACUAAUUGAUCCGAUACCAAAUUCUCCAAACUAAGAUAAUAAGACUCAUUUGCCAGACAGUUAGGAGAAUUACAGGUGCGAUCGUGGGAGUUAAAGGGGGAAACUCAUUCAGUCAUUGUUAUCUUACUUUGCACUCUACUAAAGCAUGCUAAUUUCAAGCACGCUGAUUUCAACCAGUCAUAUACUUUGGUAAACUGCGUUGACGUAUUUCAUUGGUUGAUUGUCCAUUUUACAGUUGCGUGUUUGGUUGCCAAGCUUUUGAGGAGGAGUGAGGCUAAGGGUGACCUUAUGAUGAUACAAACGUUGCUGCUUUUCAAAUAUAAAUUACUUAGCUAACUAGAUACUGGUCUCUAUCACAAUGCAGUUACUUUCCGCCUCACUCCAAAUCAGAAGCUUGGCAACUAAGUACACAAUUGUGAAAUGGCCUAUUGCUGAGCUUUGUUUGCAAAGAACAGAUGGAAAUGAAUUAAUGGCGGCAAGAGGUUAGCUCGGGCACCAUAUACUUUUAUGAAUAUUAAGAGGCGAUUACUCGAGUUUCAUUUCUUUUAACACCCCAAAGCUAGAAGAUAAUCGCAGUUGAACGUUUUGUAUUUUGCAUAUUCUGUCAUAUUACCAGGACAAAACAUGUGGGUAAACAAUGGCUUUUUAUUAAACAUUUGGGGAUUGAAAAGAAUUCUAUCUUAAGGAGAUGUUUUCGCCGCCAUGAGAAGUCUUCUUAUUCUAACAUAGCUCAAGAUCUGGUAAAAAAUUUUUUCCCUGACAUAAAAUUUGACAGAGCCAAAUUUUUUUAAAAUACUCUAUAUAAAUAGCUCAAAUUUAGUUUUGAGCAGAAAAUCCUUAUAGUAACCCAACAUAGUAACCCAUCAUAGAAAAAUCAAUUUCUCCUAUAUCUUGCUUUUAUUCUUCGGUUUCCUGUGAAAUAAAAUAAAGAAAUUUUAUACUAAGACAUGACAGCCUUAGUUGUCAAAAGAAAACCUAUACUAGGCUAGCAAGCACUGAACACAUGCGGUGAUAAUAUUUUCAUUUCUUUUAGCUCUGUUCUCAGGGAUCUGACUUACCCACCUAAACUAGUACCAAUUGCCUUAUUAUUCUGGCCUCCAAGAUGACUUUUAUCCUCAUGUCCCUGUCUCUGAAAAAAAAGAACAUGAAAGAUAAAAGGGGGAAAAAAUUUAAAAUCUUGAUGUUUAUUAUUAUACCUAGAAAAAUAAAUAGACAAUAAAUUAUUGUCUACCAAAAGGGACUUACCUUGAUCUCUGGCUGAAACCUCCAUCAUUUGGAUGGGGGAUCCCCGUAGUAUCCUGAUUUUGAAAACAAAUAAAUGUUUAUGCACUAGUAAGCAGAUUUUUUCAUUCUUCCACAUACGUUCUACAUCUAGAUUAUCUGCCUUUUGACUCAGUUUGAGCUGUGGUGCACGUUAGUAUUUAAUUGUUGAUGCACAGCGUUAAAAUGAGCGAAUUUGAGUUCCUGAAACCCUUUACAGUAAAAAUAGAUUCGAGUCGAAAAAAUUAUGGACCACUGAUUGAUUUUCAUAAUUAACUCGUAGUAGGAAAGCAUGGUUUACCUGCACGUUACAAAGAAUUUCAGGUAUCCCACUCAUUUCAGCACACAAUAUAUCUGGUGCAUUCGCUGGAAACUGUGGUAAAGAACGCCAUGAAGAAUGGUUACAAGGAAAUGUUGCUGUGACAUUUAUCAAUAAGAAAUGUCACCUCCACCGGAUAAAUGUGUAAUAAAGUGUUACAAAAAUGACAGUUUGUUCUGUUUGAGAAUAUUGAAACAAAUUUUCAUUUUUUCGAAUAGAUGAAAGCUCUACCCACCAACUGAUAAAGCAUAUUAAGUUUUCACUAACUGUGUUCUAUAUAUAUAUAUAUAAAUUUUUCCUACAUUCAUUGUUCCUGGCGAGGAGGCUUAUUUUGAGACCAUGGGGCUUUUUACUAUAGCUUCCUCCCACCCUCCCUCCCCACUUUACUUAAACUAAAAAUACAGUAAUCAGGGCAAACAAAGCAAAAGAAAGUGAAAAUUACACAAAAAUAAAAACAAACGCAGACAGGAACCAAGCAAGUAGAGACAUUGGAGACAUGCUACAAACAAAAAGUAAAAAAUAUCUACUUGAAGAGUAUCAGGUUAGGAGAAAAACCAGUGUGCAUAUAGUAACGAAAACGUACUGAAACUUAAUAUACCUAAUUAUAUCCUAAUUACCAAAUCAUGACACAAAAGAGUCGAAAAUUAGAUAUUAAACUUUUAGUACAGUAAGUUUAGUAAGUCUAAAUUUUAGUUGAUCAUAUUCGUUGGGCAUAUUGCUUGUCAUUUAAAGUAUUUUCAAACUAUUGAGCCGGCUCUAUUUUUGCCGUGUAUAAAUUGUGAGUGAUAAUAAUAAAUAAUAAUAAAACCUUUAUUCAAACACGAAAAACAUUUCAAGCCAGAGGCUUUUGGGGUCGUGUUACAACAAAAUUAACAUAACAUAAAUAAUAUUAUGAUCAUAUAUCUAAUUAAAAUAUAAGAAACCACGUAACUUAGUUAAAAAUUGACAGAAAUGCUUUAUACUCUUGGAAUCUAUGUAACAAUCUAUCAUUCUGUUCCAUAAUAUUGAACCUCUCAGAUGAGUAAUGGUAUAAGACACUUACCAGCGGAUGUGGUGCUGCCAUUUUCCUGACAACUAAGGACCUAAAACAAAACACAACGAGCCCUGAACAAGUCUUCUUUAAGUAGGUUAGAGCUUCAUCUACGUUUUAUCAUAUUUACCUCCAAAGUGCAAUGUAGUAAGGGACUCGCUUUAAUCUGUUGGAGUAUUUAACAAGGUGAAAACUUAUAAUUGGCGUAGCUAUGUCAAUAUUCGCUUUAUAAACAGUAAGUUCCGACCGAAGCCGACUGUGAGCAUUCUUUGAGGAAAGGUCCCCUAAAACUGAUAUGAUGAUUGGAAUGGUUUUAAAUCUUAAUCGUGUCAAAAUUUAGAAACCUGAAUUUAAGAAAUUAUAAUAGAACUUGUGAUUUGUGGGCAAAUACUAACUUCACAUUGGAAUCCUCGCCGUUUCAAGACCCUCAGGACUCUUGAUUCACUCGAUGAAGGACUGGGUACAAGCAUUCGAACAACCAAUGGCUUCUCGAAUAAUCUCUUUCACCACAACAUGGCGGUGAGGAAAUGAAGACCCCUCUUGUACUAAAUUGAAGAGUUGCAAAAAUUUAAUCUUUAGCCAAUAUCGUGUUAUGGUGUUUGUUGUGAAACACCUUAGUUUCUGUCAGUGUGGGAGAGUGCGUUCUUCUCUCACAAUGUGGCCCAAGUUCCUUUCUCCAGCCUUUCAUAACUUGUGGAUAUUUUCGGUCGUUGAACGUUGUCCUUUCUCCUCGUUUUCCAACCUUGAAAAGCAAGUCGCAAAAUUCCAUUUCGACCAACAUCCUCCACGCACUCCUUUAAUAUUUGGGUAACCAAGGCACAUGUUUUUCUCAUACAUAUACAUUGUGUAUAUGUGACCUCGAUCUCAAAGACGGUUUGGGGGGCAUUGUUAAAGAUGCUGUAAAAUCGUAAAAAAUUAGAUGCAUUGAUAAAUCUUAAACUUAUAGAGUUUGACUUCCAAUGUUAAAGAUCUUGCCUGGCCUUUAAAGGUAUAUUCUUUCUUUUUGCUCAUAUUGGAAGCAAUAACCGCCAACUUCGAUAACUCCUCUGGAAAACAGAAGUUAUUUGAUGAUGUGGAUACGAAAUGAUGGGUGUCCCAAAUGGUCGUAGGCAGCUUUCUUUUCCUCCACCUGUUUUCUUAAGCCUCUCUCUCGUUGGCAUAUUUAAGGUCUUUGAAAACUAAGAUUUAAGGCGUUGAUCGGAAUCGUGUAAGCACUUCUCGCCUGAUAUGAAAUAAAUUGCAUCCUUUUUGAAGCAACCCCCCUGCAAGGAACCAUGCUGACGUUUGAAAAUUGAAAGGUAAAAAACACAAUAAGCAGCCAAUGCCGUUUAACUAUAUGCUGCGGUCAGAUUUAAUUUUAAACGUUACAAGGACAAGUGCUCUCAUCUAAUUGGCUGAACAUGUCAACAUCCAACGGAGUAUUUUUUCCUGUGCUAAUGAGUUUACAUAAUACAAAUUUCAAACAAAACCUUAUGGGAAAGGAGAAUUUAUAUGACUGCGGAAAGUUUCCAGUUUUCCAAGCUAGACAGUCAUUUCAUAAUAAGUAGAUGGUGUUAGGUUUGAUUCGUUAAAUAAAAUUAAAAAUUUUAAAGGUAGUACACAGUGAGUCUAAACCUGAGCCAUCUAUCCAGAAUAAAAUGAAACCAGGUGUCAGCGCAGCUUGUGGUGUUCAGAUGUUUUCGAAAACAUUUUUAAUUUAUGGAAAUUAAACUUGUUUUCAAUUUCACGAAAGCGAACACAGUUUCUAAUCAUCGUGUUAUGUCGUUCUUUAAGAGAAGAGUGGGAAUAAAUCAGGGUAGUCGACGUGAAGAGUCAGGUGCUUUUGACACAGAAAUGCUUAUGCUUUUUCCUUAUAUAUUUGGUUCUCGGUUAAAGCUCAAUGCUGUAAAUUUUGAGACUGGUUUCCAUGGAUCACGGAGUUCUAAACCUUUUCUUGUUUUUGGAAUGUUAACACUUUAGUUUCUUUUAGUCUUAGUCCACAACGUUGUUGUGCCAGUUAUCUUGUCACUAUACUCUCUAAGUCCUAUAUUUACCGUCCUCGAUACAACACGCCUGAUGACUUAAUAUUCGAAUAUAGCAAAAAUAAUCAAACAGAAAACUUGUAAACUUACAUUUUUUAAGAACGCUGGGAUGGGAAUGUCAGGCAUAGAGCGUGUCUACUGUUUAACCUCGUAACUUCCCGGAGCCAACGGGCAUUUCCCCCCUCAUAGAAGUCCAUCAGCUUUUCACAUCGAAUGGAACGUGUGCUUCAGACAGCGCCAGGUCGGAAAGAAAGAAGAACGCUAAUUAAGAAACCGGUCAAUUUACAUCGCCUGCGUGGGAGGGGGAAGGGGUUUGGUCUUGCCUCGAAAAAAUUUACCUGAACCCCGUGGGCUUUAUUAUAAAUUUCUUGGAUCCCCGCCCCCUCCUCCCCAUUGGCAGUCAAUCGGCAGUCGAUUUUGUAUAGUCCCUCUUUAUACUCUUUUGGCGAUGACUGACCCCCGCCCCUCCUUCCGUUCCCCCUGAAAACCAUAUGUUCCCCCAAAAUCCUCUUUCCAACCCCACCCCUCCCCCCACGGCGACUUGAAGACCUUUUUUUAUGCGAAAGGAACUCUUAACCCCGUUGAAAACAACAAGAAAUGUUAUUUCAUUGCCUAUAUCUAAAAUGUUUUUGUUUAAUCUCAGUACAGAUGGAUCUGUACUUAAUCUAGUACAGAUCCAGUCACUCUUUAAGUUUUUAAUUCUCUUCCAGAUCUUUUGAGGUGGUUGAGGCUCAGAAAGUUCUUUUUUUCAUCGAGAACAAACCACAAAAACAAAUUAGAAAAGAAGAUGAAUGAAAUUAUUUUCAUCAGUCGAGCCCUUGACUCGCUUGUUUCGAUUUAUCUAGAACUUCGCUUUGUCUUUUGUUGUCGUUAUAUUUUCGCCCCUUUACAGGUUCUGACAGGGAAAGUCUGAUUUUGAAUGAACAGUUUCCAGCUUCGGUGCUUUGAAAACGUCGUCAAAUUUAAGCCAGAUGAGCUGAGUGGUGAAAGAAAAUUUUGCGUGGAAUGCAUUCUUUAGCGCGGCAGGUUGAUUCUCCAUGUACCUGCUUUGUAUCCAUGGUAACCAGGGUUGCCACUUUCAGCGAGGAUGUAAACAUCACCUUGUUUUCCUUUUCUCGUCAUGUUUAACAAAAAGCGCCAAAAAAUAACAAGCUGUAGGGCCCAUUGUUGCAUCUUGGCCGUAGGUUUUAUUGCGGUUUCCAUUUUAUAUGCCUUAAGAAAUUUACUGAGAGAAACAAGGCCUGAAAUAGCGACAAUAAGUAUUUUAUGUUUUGGUGACUCGCUCACUGCGGGCAGUAUGGACACGAGUUAUACACAUCAUCCUUAUUCUACAAAACUACAAGAGUACUUAAACGUUCGCGACCGUAGAAUGCUGGAUGAAACCGUACAACCAGUCUACAAAGUUUUCCCCGCAGGAUUACCAGGCGAGAGAGCGAAAGAUCAGAUGUUACCGCGUUUGAAACAUCUUCUUCAAGAUUCAAAAAUAACUUACAACUGGGUGAUCAUCCUUGGAGGAACAAACGACUUAAAAAGAUAUAAAGACAAUUCUUCCUUCGACUUUGACGAUGCACUGUCUAUUUUUAACGCACUAGCGAAACUUCAUAACAUAUCUCAUACGUUUGGAGCGAGGUCAGUAGCUGUCUCUAUUCCAGAAGUAGAAUGCGAGAUAUCAGAAACUUGUCCUAAUUUUAAGAAAGUACGUAACGAAAUCAAUGAGCUUCUCCGAAGUUUUGUCGCCCGUAACAAUAAGAAUAUGGUUCUGGCCGACUUGGCAAACGAGAUCAUGUAUCGUCCCCGUGAUCAGAAUCUUUGGAGUGGCCCAGUACAUUUCUCGGCGCAAGGAUAUGAUAAAAUGGCAAACGUUAUUUACCAUUCGAUGAAAGAUCACGUG